AAUACAUGGAGGAAGUGGCGAUGUACGUCCAGAGAAACCCAAAAACAUCCAUGGCAGCCAAGUGGAAGAAACCUGAUAUACUGAAGAAUCUCCCAGCACCACUAAAAGACAUCGUAGAACCAUCAAAAUGGCGCCAGUGUUACACUCUACAUGAUAUAAAUUCAUCUUUGAGUAAAGUGCAGAUUGUCGGGUUCAAUCAAAAGAAGGAUGUGUUUGGUGCGGUAAAAACAAUCCCAUCAAGCUCGGGGUAUUGUUUAGGAAGCUGUAACUGGGUCAUUCAGUCAGCAUAUGAAAAGGUGUGCUACAUAUCAGGGUCCUCCACAUUGACAACCCAUCCAAAGCCGAUGGAACAGGCCCCACUGCGAAACAGUGAUGUGUUGAUACUGAGCAGUCUGACGCAGACGCCGCAAGUCAAUCCGGAUCCAAUGAUUGGAGAGUUCUGUGUCAAUGCUGCAGUGACAAUUAAAAAUGGUGGAAAUGUGUUGGUGCCAUGCAACCCAUCCGGCGUGACCUACGACCUCUUCGAGUGUUUGUCGGGUCACAUGGACCAGUGCGGACUUUCAAACGUGCCGAUGUACUUCCUGUCUCCGGUGUCAGACAGCACGCUAGCUUACUCCAAUAUCUUUGCAGAGUGGCUGUCACAAGCGAAACAGAACAAAGUGUACCUGCCUGAACCUCCAUUCCCCCAUGCUGAGCUUGUCAGUUUAGGAAGACUGAAGAAUUUUAAAAGUUUACAUGAAGGUUUGAGUACAGACUUCAAGAAUCCGUGUAUCGUUUUCUCGGGUCACCCAUCUCUAAGAAUGGGAGACGUCGUUCACUUUAUAGAGAUGUGGGGGAAAUCUUCAUCUAAUACCAUUAUUUUCACAGAACCUGAUAUAAACUAUCUUGAUGCACUAGGACCAUUCCAACCUUUGGACAUGCGGGUUUGUUACUGUCCUAUCGACACAAGUCUGAAUUUCGCACAAGCCAACAAGUUGAUUCGAGAUUUGAGACCGCUCAGUCUGGUGGUUGCCGAGAGUUACACCAAACCUCCGGUCCUCGCCCCAAACCGAACCGACUUGACAAUUGUGUGGGAACCAUCGCCACUGACGUACAAGAGAGGAGAAGUGAUCUCAUUGCCGGUCAAGAGACAGUUUGAAACAAUAGAAAUAGAUCCUGAGCUUGCAGCAACCCUGGAACCCAUGGAAGUCAAACCUGGUGCUGCAGUUUCCAUAGUAACAGCAUCGCUGGUUAUUAAAGACAACACUUACCAGCUGAAGCUUUUGUCAAAGGAGGAAAGGCUGGGCAUAAAAAGAAGACUGGAUGGAUCGAAAGUGCCGAACAAACCAUAUAUCUUUGGAUCACCAAACAUACAGUCUUUUGUGGAGGCGCUGAAACAGCAAGGAAUCUCGUCCAUUAAAGUGGAAGACACAGGAAACGGAUCCAUCAUUGAUUUGCCGAAUGACGACACACUGAUACAAGUGGAGGGCGACUCGACGCACAUCAUCUGUGAAGGAGACGAAGCCAUUCGUAUACGACUCAGAGACACGCUGCUGAAAUGUCUGCAGAAAUUAUGACGCAACUUCGUCACGUGUUAACUCGGACUGUUCCAUACAUUACAUACAUGUUCCAGAAUCAUGUGGUCUUGGAAUUGUCGUAUACGGUGAUCUUAAGUUGUGGCAGAUGGCAAUGCAAAGAUAAAGCACACAUUGACAUAUAAAUGUGGCUGAUGAUCUAUGGUAGGGCCUCCAUGAGUCCAUGAGUCCAAAUAUUGGACUCGAGUACUCAAAGAUCAAACUCGACCCGAAUACCCGACACUUACACUAGAUGAUGAUGAGAUUAGUGAAUAAAGUAAAAUACUAGCAUAUGCAUCUUAAUUCCAGCACUGAACAUGGAUGUCAAAUCAUGCCAUUGUAUUACAUUUAGAAUUGUUGUGACGGACUGACGGUCAGUUUAAAAAAAUAAACAAGUGCAUGAUCAUAUGAUUGUGUAACUUAAUAUUGUU
This is a messenger RNA of Gigantopelta aegis, 1984 nucleotides long. Its product is annotated as integrator complex subunit 9-like. Lineage: Eukaryota; Metazoa; Mollusca; Gastropoda; Neomphalida; Peltospiridae. The coding region runs from base 6 to 1556 and encodes 516 amino acids. The record is from RefSeq and is a predicted model, not a curated record. Gene Ontology annotation, cellular component: integrator complex. Gene Ontology annotation, biological process: snRNA processing. The transcript is spliced from 16 exons.